GAGGGCUUAGUUUUGCAUGUUCCCAUCCAUCCUGCACGACGCGAAAGGGCCCCUUAUCCACCUCUCCUGUGUACGAGGAACACCUCCACUGGUGAUCAGCCUUCGCCCGUGUUUGUCUUGCGGAGAAGCAGCAGCAGCGGCAGCAGCAGCACCUUUUCUGCAGGAGUGGGGUUUUUUUUUUUAACUCAACAAGAAGUCCUGAAGGUUUUGGAUGCGGGUGCUUCAGGGAUGUGGGCACUUUGAGAGCAGCAGCAUCAUCACCCGCAAACACAAACAACUCACAUCGAUUUUUCUGUGAAUAGCACAAAAAAAAAGAAGAAGAGAAAAAGACCUUAAAAAAAACAAAGAGGAACACUAGCAAGACAAAAAAAAAAAAAAUAAAACCUUGUCUAUUGAACAAUUCACUUUUGCAGUCUGUGGAUAUCGCUCUAACUAAGUGCAGCACUUUGAGAAUUGUUCACAUCGGACGGACUGAAGAGGGAGGCAAGACCUGUGGACCGGGUUUGUCCCUCGCAACUGUGAAUCGGCUGCUUAUCCCGUGACAACUGCGACGCGCACAACAAAAAAAAGAAGAAGCAACCCUGAAGGAUAAACACGCUUGGACGUUUAUUUUCCGCUAAUUUUCGCAGGAGGCUCUUUUUUCCACGCAAAUUGUCCUAAAUGUUUGGGAUUCAGGAAACUAUACCGCGCGGUGGGACGACGAUGAAGGAGGAACCGCUGGGUGGACUGAACUCGGUCCGCUCCUGGAUGCACACAGCUGGGGUGGUGGACGCAAACACAGCCGCCCAAAGCGGUGUCGGCUUGGCACGGGCACAUUAUGAAAAGCAGCCCCCUUCCAACCUCAGAAAAUCCAAUUUUUUCCAUUUCGUCCUGGCGCUGUAUGACAGGCAGGGUCAGCCCGUGGAGAUCGAAAGGACAGCUUUUGUGGACUUUGUGGAGAAGGAAAAAGAACCAACCAGUGAAAAAACUAACAAUGGGAUUCAUUACAAACUACAGUUAUUGUACAGCAAUGGCGUCAGAACAGAACAGGAUCUUUACAUACGGUUAAUCGAUUCCAUGACGAAGCAGGCCAUAAUUUAUGAGGGCCAAGACAAGAAUCCAGAAAUGUGCAGAGUUCUUCUUACUCAUGAAAUUAUGUGCAGCCGAUGCUGUGACAAGAAAAGCUGUGGAAACAGGAACGAGACUCCAUCAGACCCUGUGAUCAUUGACAGAUUCUUCCUAAAGUUCUUUCUCAAGUGCAAUCAGAACUGUCUGAAGAAUGCAGGGAAUCCACGAGAUAUGCGCAGAUUCCAGGUUGUCGUAUCGACGACCGUCAAUGUGGACGGCCACGUCUUGGCUGUCUCCGACAACAUGUUCGUACACAACAAUUCCAAGCACGGGCGAAGGGCUCGCAGACUCGACCCUUCAGAAGGUACGCCUCCUUAUCUGGAGAAUGCCACCCCGUGCAUCAAGGCUAUCAGCCCCAGUGAGGGAUGGACCACCGGAGGAGCCACUGUCAUCAUCAUAGGGGACAACUUCUUUGAUGGCCUACAAGUCGUGUUCGGCACCAUGCUCGUAUGGAGUGAGCUCAUAACUCCCCACGCCAUCCGCGUCCAGACUCCACCUCGGCACAUCCCCGGUGUUGUGGAAGUCACGCUGUCCUACAAGUCCAAGCAGUUCUGCAAAGGUGCCCCUGGGAGAUUUGUCUAUACUGCCCUGAAUGAGCCGACCAUCGACUACGGCUUCCAGAGGCUGCAGAAGGUCAUCCCCAGACACCCCGGCGAUCCUGAGAGGUUACCAAAGGAGGUGUUACUGAAGAGGGCGGCCGAUCUCGUUGAAGCCCUGUAUGGAAUGCCCCACAACAAUCAGGAGAUCAUUCUGAAGAGGGCAGCUGACAUCGCCGAGGCCCUGUACAGCGUUCCCCGCAACCACAACCAGAUCCCCUCGCUCGCUAACACAGCCUCCCACGGCAUGAUGGGAGUCAACUCCUUCAGCAGCCAGCUAGCAGUCAAUGUGUCUGAGUCACAAGGGAAUGACCAAGUGGGCUACAGCCGGAACACCAGCAGCGUGUCCCCCCGGGGCUACAUCUCCAGCAGCACCCCGCAGCAGUCGAGCUACAACACCGUCAGCAACAGCAUGAAUGGCUAUGGCAAUGCCGGUAUGAACCUGGGAGUGCCAAGCUCCCCUGGGUUCCUCAACGGAUCCUCUGCCAACUCCCCAUAUGGAAUUAAACAAAAGAGCGCCUUCGCCCCUGUGGUCCGACCCCAGGCCUCCCCACCCCCCUCCUGCACCAGCGCCAACGGCAACGGACUGCAAGGUGAGCCCCCCUCACCCCCUCAUCCCUUCCCCACGGACUACUGGUCAGAUACCGCUGCUCAGGCCUCUGUCCGGUUUGCCAUGUCCGGCCUGGUUGUCCCUCCAAUGUAAAUGCACUUUCAUCAUCUCAAGCACCAGUCUACCACUUCAGAGGAACCCCCCCCCCCCCUCCCCUGAACACACCACAAAAACGCUGGUGUAAUGUAUAGUCAACCGCUCGUUUUGGUUUUUUUUAAAGAUGAAGAACAAAAAAAAAAGAGAAGAUUUUUUUUUUCCUUUAAAUGACUUUCACCCACCUACAGAACAAAAGGAUUUCACAAGGAACAAUAUUUUUUCUGUGGGACUUUUUUUUUUUUUGUCGUCUGUAUUUUUUUCCCUCAAUUUUAUCACCCUUGAAGAGGACGCGGGAUGAAGAAGGGUUUAUUUUGUAUACCUGCCGGGUUGCGCCUCGGCCUCGGAUCUGUCCAAUCAUCCAACACAUUCAAUACUGGAAGGGACUCUGUGGACUCACCAUCUGGUUGUAAAGUAAAAACACUGAUGUACAGUACAUUUGCCAAUGAACUUGUUUGCCUCAGAAAUUGUUUUUGUUUCCUUUUUCUGUUUCAACUCUCUUUUAAUAGAUUCACAACAGUUGUGUGUCUUUAUAAUGUGACUUUUUUGUAUUUUUAUGUGUGAGGAAAAAUACACAGGGGCCAAGACAGUUUGAAUUUCAACUGGAAAAAUAUAUGAGAUAUAUAAUGUAGAAAAAUUGAUCAUAAAAGUACAACAAAUACGAGUUAAAAAAAAACAACGGGGUGGGCCUGGGCGGGUAAGGAUGUAUCAUGUUUCAUUCCUGCAUUUUAACUUAAAUUUUGUAAUUUAUUGUAGCUAGAAAUCAUCUUCAAAAGUAAAAAAAAAUCCACUUUGAUUCAACAAGCACACUGACGUGUACAAAACACUGCUCUGUUGAUGAAUAUGAUGUACUUCCAUGUCUAGAGCUUCCUUUUAAGCAAGUGUGUUUUGCCAUGUUUUUCAACUUUUUUGCUAGCACUGUAUAUUAAUGCAUUCCUAGGCUACUGUGAAGUCUGUUUCUUGUUGAUGAGGAGCAGUCUCCCCCUUCUAGCUCCAACUCCCUUAUGUGUUUUAUAUGUGGUUAAAAAUUGUAGACUAUUGUGAUAUUGCCAAACUUGUGCUAAAUAUUUAUACAUCUGUCUUUUUCAUGUUCUUUUAGAUCGACAAAAAAACAUUUAAAAAACAAAAAUUAAAAUCCAUCGAGAAUGUAGGAGUAUAGUAAUUCAUUGUCAUAUUUCUGUUCAAACACACACUUGCGCUCACUGAGGGAAAUUUUGUAACAUAUCAACUAUAAAUAAUGUAUUUAUCUCUGAAAUUUUGUAUAUUGCUUUUCAUUAUGUAUGUAUUAAUCGUCAUGCCCUUAAUAUAGUGAUGCAGCACAGAUAAUUCAGCCAAGAACUGUUGCCUUCAUUUGUUUUCUUUUUGUAUUUGAUGAAAUGCAAUGUGCAUAUAUUUCAUGUGUAUCCUCAAAAAAUUUGUGUUACUCCGUCAAGACUCUCUGUCCAUUUUUUUAAAGGGGAAGUCAAACUUCAUUGUUUAUUUUUAUAUUGAUUUUAAAUUAUCUAUACAGACCAUUUUGGAGAAAACUUUGUUGGUUGUAUUGUCAAAUAAAUUGUUUGUGACCCAUAUGAUAGUUGUUAAGAUCCAAUAGAGACUAAUGUGCAUGAGGGACAACCUUGGAGAUAAAAAAAACACUCCAUUUGUGGUUGUACUUUUUUUCUGUUUUGUAGAAUGUAUAGAAGUCAUUUUUACUCACCACUUAUGACUCUGCCACAUAGCUUACAUGUGUUUACAGGGAAGAAAAUUUAAAAAUGUCAACAUUUGGAAUGGAAACAGAAAUGAAUAAGUGAUGUUUUAUUAAAAUUUUCAGUAAAAACACAAUAGCUCAUCAACUGUGGACUUCUUCAGUUUCCAGUGCAGUUUGGCCGGCAGACAAACUGACGAUCAGGACAGAGACAGUAGAAACUUGGGGAGGACAAACCUGUGAUUCGUCUGUAAGUUGUCGUGUUUGCCAUGACUUUGCCAUAGAGAUAAUUGUUUGAUAACCUGUGGAAACGUGUAACAUCCAUAAAAGAUGAAA
Paralichthys olivaceus (Japanese flounder) is the source of this 4426-nucleotide messenger RNA. The record is from RefSeq and is a predicted model, not a curated record. Lineage: Eukaryota; Metazoa; Chordata; Actinopteri; Pleuronectiformes; Paralichthyidae.